AUGAGCAGGAAAGUGUGGUUCAUCACUGGCGCUUCCUCAGGUAUCGGACGCGCAAUCACCGAGCAUGUCUUGUCCAGAGGCGAUAUCGUCGUCGCGACAAUGCGCAAACCGUCCGCCAUCGCUGACCUCGCCGCCACCUACGGCAACGACGUCCUGCUCCCUGUCGAGCUGGACGUUACGAACUACGCGCAGGCGGGCGCCGCCUUCGACCUCGCGAAAGAGGCAUUCGGGCGGAUCGACGUCGUCGUCAACAAUGCCGGAUACGGUAUCUGUGGCGAGUUCGAGGCGAUACCGGAGGAAGAUGCUCGCAAGCUCUUCGACGUGAACUACUGGGCGCCGGCCAACAUCACCCGCCAGGCAAUUCGAUUCUUCCGCGAGGUGAACCCCGCCGGCGCGGGCGGCACAAUCCUUCAGGUUACAUCUGGGGCAGGUUUUGUUAGCGUGCCAACCUAUUCCCAGUACUCAGCCAGUAAGCAUGCUCUCGAGGGACUCACCGAAGGAAUAGCCGGGGAGUUGGAUCCUGCCUGGAACAUAAAGUUGUGUCUCGUCGAGCCCGGUCAAUUCGAUACCAACGGUCCAAACGUGACCCUCGUCCUACCUGUGCACCCCGCAUACGCGGCGAACAGGUCAUUACCCUCACAUUCCAUGAGGACCGACACCCUUGGUGUGCGAUUCAAGGGCGACGCUGCAAAACUUGCAAGGGCGGUUUAUGACGUCGUUUUGUCGGGAGACAUCCCGCCACGCUUGCCAUUAGGCUUGGACUGUGUGCGUCUGCUGAAGACUAAGGCGAAAACGCUUCAAGAGACUGCCGAGAGUACGGAGAAGUGGUCGGCUGACAUGCUGCGUGAAGGUGUUUCAGGCUUCACAGAGGAGGACGCUGUUUAUCAGAGUGUGCUGACGACGACACAUUAA
Coniophora puteana RWD-64-598 SS2 is the source of this 912-nucleotide messenger RNA. RefSeq names its product NAD(P)-binding protein. Gene Ontology annotation, molecular function: oxidoreductase activity. NCBI's taxonomy places the organism in Eukaryota, Fungi, Basidiomycota, Agaricomycetes, Boletales, Coniophoraceae. The record is from RefSeq and is a predicted model, not a curated record. The transcript has 5 exons. Bases 1 to 912 code for a protein of 303 amino acids.